GUAACAUAUGUCAUUACAAUGUCAGUUUUAUUACAUUAUUAGUACAAAAUCAUAAUAGUGUUUGAUAUGUGACAUGUUAAAUUUUAAAUUAAUUUUAAAUUUACAAUUAUAUGCGGGAAAGAUUAUAAAAAAUGGACAAAAUUUCUCGUAUAUAUAAAAUUGAAAUACCUAUAUUAAUUCGUGUUUUCUGUAAAAAAUAUAAUCAACAAAGAUGUAAAUGUACUUAUUACGAAGAAUUACAAAUAUCUCCAAAUGCAACUCAAAAAGAAAUAAGAGAUGCCUAUAUUAAAUUAUCAAAACAAAUGCAUCCUGAUAAUAAUAAUACUGGAAAUCAUGAUGAUUUUGUAAAAUUAAAUGAAGCAUAUAAUAUUUUAAGUAAUGAACAAAGUAAACAUAUUUAUGAUAUUGAUUUAAAAUCUAAUAAUAUUUGUACAAACAAUUUUUAUCAAGACACUAGAUCUAAUAAUCAAUAUUAUAAUGCAUAUAACAUACAUUAUUCAGCAGAAAAGAAAGAAAAUUAUGAAAAAAAGAAAAAAAACACAACAAUCUUUUGUAUAUUUCUUAUAAUUAUAGGAAUAUUUUUUCAAAUAAUUCGUGUUAUUUCAUGGUCAGAUCAUAAUAAAAAUGCAGCAUUACAAAAAAGUGCUGAAAUUCAAAUGGAACAUGAACAAAAUAUGAAAAUAUUUGAAAAUAAAACAUUUGAAGAAAAAGUACAAAUUCUUGAUAAAAUGAUUAAAAAUUACAAUAUAUCUGUAGAUGAUCCAUAAUACAUGAUCUAAAUGUAUUUAUUUAUAUUUUAUUGUAGUAAAAUUCUAAAAGUUAUUUUUUAUAGAAUUAUAUGUUUGUAU
This is a messenger RNA of Apis mellifera (honey bee), 848 nucleotides long. Its product is annotated as dnaJ homolog subfamily C member 4. The coding region runs from base 132 to 767 and encodes 211 amino acids. The transcript is spliced from 4 exons. The record is from RefSeq and is a predicted model, not a curated record. Lineage: Eukaryota; Metazoa; Arthropoda; Insecta; Hymenoptera; Apidae.